Messenger RNA from Esox lucius (northern pike), 2808 nucleotides. Its product is annotated as coiled-coil domain-containing protein 150. Bases 86 to 2758 code for a protein of 890 amino acids. The transcript is spliced from 21 exons. The record is from RefSeq and is a predicted model, not a curated record. Lineage: Eukaryota; Metazoa; Chordata; Actinopteri; Esociformes; Esocidae.
GUGCGGUUAAUUUGAAAGCUGGAGGAAGCUGUAGACGCGUCGCUAUAGAAACAAGUGCAGGAAGUAGCUGCGAUAAAGUUCUGUCAUGUCCCGCUCAGUGAUCCCGCCCCUGGAUGCUGGGGCCACAGCCCCGGAGGCGUUGUCCUUGCUACACCAGCGCCUCCUGAUGGCUGAGGAGCAGGCAGAGGCACUCGUCAGAGACAUGGUCAGUCUGGGAGUGUCCAGAGAGCAGAUUCUGGAGAGGGUGGAAGGAGACCUCAUCCAGCGCCCAGUUAGCCCCCUGAAGAUGCACCAUGCGCUGAGAGAGCCCGGGGGAGAGGGACUACUGUGGCGCCAGUGUGAUGGGCUAGUGAGUAGAGUGUGUCGCAUGGAGAGCCUCCUGCAGACACUCAAGCUCGCCACGUUCCGUUUCUCAACUGAGAGAGAACUGGAUCCUUCACACUCAGCUCGACUGAAGGAGCAGAUAUCCACACUACAGAGGGAGAGUGAGGAGGAGCAGCGGGCCUCCAGGAGGGAGGUGAUGCGGCUUAGGGACCAGCUCCGCCAGGCCUACCUGGACAGGGACAAGGCCCAGGGGGAGGUGCAGGAACUAGAAGAGGCCCUGGAGGUUGCAACGGCCUCCAAGAUGGAUGUGGCACUGGCCGCGGAGGAGCUGAAGACGGUCAAUGUUGAGAUGAGUGAGAAGGUGCUGCAGCUGAAGGCUCAGGUGUACCAAGAGUGUGUUCGAUCUUUGGAGAACGAGAAAUCCAACCACGCACUGCUUCAGAGGGUGGAGGAGCUGGAGGGAGUGGUGGAGUGGGAGAGAAGACAGUCCCAGAUCGCGCAGGCAAACUGCCAUGCACUGAGCUUUGACGGACAGACCACCAGACAGAGGCUGCAGGAGGUGGAGGACAGAGCCCACAUGCUGCAGGAGCAAUGUGAUCAGCUUAAAGGGCAGGCAGAGGUGAAAGAUUCCCUUGUUUUGGAGUUGACAGGUGAACUUAAAUGUGUACGGCUAGCUCUGCAGACACAGCAGCGGGAGAACAGCGGGCAUUUGAAAGAUAUAGGAAACCUGAAGACAACGGCUGACCAAGUCCUGGCUUUAAACAGCCAGUUGGAGUGUCAGUGCUCUGAGUUGAACUCUGCCCUACGUUCUCUUACUAUGGAGAAUUCCAGACUACAGACUGAACACCAAGCUAGCAUUAAGACAGAGAGGUAUCGUGUGUCCAAGCAGCUGGAAGAGCAAGACCUCCUACUGGAAGCAGCCAGGCGCAACAUCCAGGCAGAACUGCAGGGGGCGCUAUCAGAUAAAGUUAAACUAAAGAUGGAACUAGAGACUCUUAAGGUAGACCAUAACCAGCUUCUGCAGAGUUCCACCGUUGCCCAGGAGAAAGCAGUUGCUCAGCAGGAGCUCUUGGAAUGUACCAUUGAGAGACUUCGGGGGGAGCUGACCGCAUCUGUAAAGGAAGGGGAGGUCAUGAGGCAAGACAGGGAUAGCGCAAAGACUGAGAUGUGCAUACUGGUCACCAAGCUAGAGGGUGAAAAAAAUUCUCUGGUAACACAACUCGCUAAAGUCAAGCUGGAUACAGUCACAUUUCAGAAGCAGGAGGAGGAGAACAGGAGGCUCAUGGGAAAGCUGACUGCCAUUGAGCACCAGCAGAAUGCUCAGCUGCAGGUGGAGCAAAUGCUCAAGGAGCUGACAGACAGUAAGAACACACUGGCCUAUGAGAACGGUUCACUGCAGACCAAGGUGGACCAACUACAGGACGAGGUACGAGAGUUAAGAGAUGCCCGGGCCGAAAGUGUCCAACAAUGCAAGCGGAGCUCUGUGUUAAAGAAUAAGUGCAAUCAGGUCAGCUCUGAAAUGAAAACACUGAAGUUAACCUGUCAAGAGCUGGAGGCUCAGCUCAGACAGGCCCAAGGGGAGUUGGUGUCGGCGGUGGCAGCCAGAAACAAGGCUCUGAUGGACAGCCGGAUCCUGAGGGGAUGUCUGGACCAGCUGCAGGAGCGGCACCAGGACAAGCUGAGCGAGUUAGAGGUCAGGCUGGGAGUUUCUCACCAGGGAGGGGGCAAUGUGACUCAGACCCUGGAGAGUGUUUUGGCCUCCCACUCCCGUCUGCAACACAACACUGAGACUCUACAGCAGGAGUUGGGAGGACGAGAGCAGGAGCUGGUCACUCUCAGACUGCAGGCUCAGAGAAAGAUUCAAAGACUCCAGUUAGAGGUGCAGAAACUCCAAGAUAUCAUGACAACUACUCACUCUGAGAAAACCGAAAUGGUGGAGUCUUUGCGGAAAGCCCUGGAUGUGACAAGGCUGGACAACAAGAAGCUUGCCCAGAGUUUAGAGCAGGCUGUGCUGGCCAACAGCACUCUGCAGGCCAACUUCGACCAAGCUAGACACCAAUACCAGAACAGCAGCAAACUGAGAGAGUCAGAACUGCUUGAGACUAGGGCAGAGAUUGGUCAAUUGUCAGAGCGUCUUGAAACUAUGAAGCGUCAUAUGAAGAAAGAGAGGGAAUUAGCAAAGAGUCUGUCACAGAGAGAAAUCUCAGAGUUGAGAAAGGCACUAGAGGACUCAUCAUUAAAGUCAGAUGACCUCUCCAGAGCCAACCGGGAGCUGCGGGAGAAGAUCUCAGAGUUGGAGAAAGUGGUGUCCAAUCAGAAAGCCUGUCUCAGAGAUCAGAAGACACGGCUCCGGCAACACCAGGAUAACAGAGCAGCUCUGAGCAACACAAAGACAAUAAAGGCAUCGACAGUAGCUUACUACACUUUAAUAUAAACCCUGUCCUUAACUCUGACUCAUUUGUCUGUCCCCUUCUUGUCUUCCCC